GUAGGGGGGUGCGGAAAAGCCGCGGAGGGGACUCGGUCCAGGGACUCUGUAGAGGGCCGGAGACCGACAGGAACAGCGGCCCGGGACCCGCGCUGCCCCCACCGAGCAGGCGCCCCCAUGGCCCGACCCCGCUGAUUCCUUCACUUGGCCAUGCUCCCGCGGCCCCUGCGGCUGCUUUUGGACACGAGCCCCCCCGGGGGAGUCGUGCUGAGCAGCUUCCGGAGCCGAGAUCCCGAAGAGGGUGGGGACCCAGGUGGCCGGGCCGUGGGCGGGGGGCAGGAGGAAGAGGAGGAGGAAGAAGAAGAGGCCCCUGUGUCUGUCUGGGAUGAGGAGGAGGAUGGUGCCACCUUUACUGUCACAAGCCGCCAAUAUCGGCCUCUUGAUCCCUUGGCCCCCACACCUCCACCACGGUCCUCUCGACGGCUCCGAGCUGGCACCCUGGAGGCUCUGGUCAGACACCUGCUGGAUCCCCGGACAUCAGGGGCUGACAUGACAUUCAUGUCAGCCUUCCUGGCCACCCACAGGGCCUUCACCUCCACGCCUGCCCUGCUUGGGCUUGUGGCUGACAGGCUGGAAGCCCUUGAGUCUCAUCCUACUGAUGAGCUAGAGAGGACAACAGGGGUAGCCAUCUCUGUACUGUCAACCUGGCUGGCCUCUCACCCUGAGGAUUUUGGCUCUGAGGUCAAGGGUCAGCUUGACCGGCUUGAGGGCUUCUUGCAUCGGACAGGGUAUGCAGCUGGGGAGGGUGUUGGGGGGGGCAGCGCUGACCUCUUCCGCAACCUCCGGUCCCGGGUGGACCCCCAGGCCCCCGACCUUCCUAAGCCCCUGGCCCUCCCCGGCGACCCCCCUGCUGACCCCACGGAUGUCCUGGUGUUCCUCGCUGACCACUUGGCCGAGCAGCUGACCCUGCUAGAUGCGGAACUGUUUCUCAAUCUGGUCCCCUCUCAGUGCUUGGGGGGCCUGUGGGGUCACAGAGACCGGCCAGGACAUUCCCACCUCUGCCCAUCUGUCCGAGCAACUGUCACACAAUUCAACAAGGUGGCAGGGGCUGUGGUUAGCUCUGUCCUGGGGGCCACCUCAACAGGAGAGGGACCUGGGGAGGUGACCAUACGGCCACUUCGACCUCCCCAGAGGGCCCGGCUCCUAGAGAAGUGGAUCCGUGUGGCAGACGAGUGCCGACUUCUCCGAAACUUCUCUUCAGUUUAUGCUGUUGUGUCAGCCCUGCAGUCCAGCCCCAUCCAUAGGCUUCGGGCAGCCUGGGGAGAAGCAGCCAGGGACAGCCUCCGAGUCUUUUCUAGCCUCUGCCAGAUUUUCUCUGAGGAGGACAAUUAUUCCCAGAGCAGGGAGCUCCUCCUGCAGGAGGUGAAACUGCAGCCCUCUCUGGAGCCACACUCCAAGAAGUCCCCGAGGUCUGGUUCCCGGGGUGGGGGUGUGGUCCCAUACCUUGGUACCUUCCUGAAGGACCUCGUGAUGCUGGAUGCAGCCUCCAAGGAUGAACUGGAGAAUGGUUACAUCAAUUUUGACAAGCGUAGGAAGGAGUUUGCUGUCCUUUCUGAGUUGCGACGGCUCCAGAAUGAAUGUCGUGGCUAUGACCUUCGACCUGACCCUGAUAUCCAACAGUGGCUCCGGGGGCUCCGGCCACUGACUGAGGCUCAGAGUCACCGUGUGUCCUGUGAGGUGGAACCACCUGGUACCAGUGAUCAUUCUGCCCCACGGGUGCUUCGGCCAACACUAGUCAUCUCGCAGUGGACAGAGGUUCUGGGCUCUGUUGGGGGCCCCACCCCACUUGUAUCCUGGGACCGGCCCAGUGUAGGGGGAGAUGAGGUUCCUGGAACACCUGCCCCUCUGCUGACCCGACUAGCCCAGCAUAUGAAGUGGCCAUCUGUCUCAUCUCUGGAUUCUGCCCUGGAAAGCAGUCCCUCCCUGCAUAGUCCAGCUGACCCCAGCCACCUCUCGCCCCCAGCCUCCUCUCCUAGGCCCUCUCGAGGCCACCGCCGCUCAGCCUCCUGUGGGUCCCCAUUGAGUGGGAGUACAGGAGAAGGGGCCUCCAGGGGAACUGGAUAUGGGGGAGGGGGAUCUUGUCCAGGGGCCUCUGAUUGCCGAAUCAUCCGAGUCCAGAUGGAACUGGGGGAAGAUGGCAGUGUGUACAAGAGCAUCUUGGUGACAAGCCAGGACAAGGCUCCAAGUGUCAUCAGUCGUGUUCUCAAGAAAAACAAUCGUGAUUCUGCAGUGGCUUCAGAGUUUGAGCUGGUACAGCUGCUACCAGGGGAGCGAGAGCUGACCAUUCCACCCUCAGCUAAUGUCUUCUAUGCUAUGGAUGGAGCAUCUCAUGAUUUCCUCCUACGACAGCGGCGAAAGCCCUCCACUGCCACACCGGGUUCUGCCAGUGGCCCCUCUGCCUCAGGAACUCCCCCAAGUGAGGGAGGAGGGGGCUCUUUUCCCAGGAUCAAGGCCACAGGGAGGAAGAUUGCACGGGCACUAUUCUGAGGAAGAAGCCCUGUUGGCUUACAGAGGUCAUGGUGUUCAAACCAGAUGUGGGUAGCCAUCCUGAAUGGUGUCAGUUACAUCACACUGGGACAAAUUCUGAAAGGUGGCCAGCCACCCUGGGGCAGUGAAGUGCCACUCAUUUAUCAGGCAGCAGAGAAAUUCAGCCCUGUGGGAGCUGGUAAUUUUGUAACCAAGUCAGAUACCUGUAUACAGCUCCUCACCUCUCAAGAAUUCAGCACACAGAAAAGGGCACCAGUUUCUGAUUCCUGUCACAUCCUCGCAUGUGAAAGGUCAAGGAAAGGCCUACAGGCUCUGAGCCCCAGGGCAGAGGGGAAGGCAAGAAGUAGGUUCUAGUGGGAAUUCCUUUUCCCACUCUGGGGCUUCCUGUCACUGUGACAACACUAAGAUAAUAAACCAAAACACUACCUGAAUUUUA
Molecule: messenger RNA, 2923 nt
Organism: Marmota flaviventris (yellow-bellied marmot)
Lineage: Eukaryota; Metazoa; Chordata; Mammalia; Rodentia; Sciuridae
Gene: Rgl2
Product: ral guanine nucleotide dissociation stimulator like 2
Biological process (GO): Ras protein signal transduction
Cellular component (GO): plasma membrane
Molecular function (GO): guanyl-nucleotide exchange factor activity
Source: RefSeq, a predicted model, not a curated record